GGCGGACAGGCCGAAGCGGGGCAGAGCUGAAGGUGUGCCCGCGCCUGGCGCGCCCCCCGGACAGAACCGCCCCGCCGGCUGCUUCCGUUCACGCGGCGCUGCAGCGGGCCGCGGUCGAGCCCGGGUCCUCGGAGCAGGAGUGAGAUGGCCGCCCUCGUGCGAAGCACUCAGGCUCUCCAGCUCACGCUGGCCCUGAUCAAGCCUGACGCGGUUGCUCACCCACUGAUUCUGGAGGCUGUUCACCAGCAGAUUCUGAGCAACAAGUUCCUUAUUGUACGAAUGAGAGAACUUCUGUGGAGGAGAGAAGAUUGCCAGAAGUUUUACCAAGAGCAUGAAGGGCGUUUUUUCUAUCAGCGGCUGGUGGAGUUCAUGGCCAGUGGGCCAAUCCGAGCCUACAUCCUCGCCCACAUGGACGCCAUCCAGCUCUGGCGGACACUGAUGGGACCCACCAGAGUGUUCCGAGCUCGCCAUGUGGCACCAGAUUCGAUUCGUGGGAGCCUGGGCCUCACCGACACCCGCAACACAACCCACGGCUCCGACUCUGUGGCCUCAGCCAGGAGGGAAAUCGUCGCCUUCUUCCCUGACUUCAGCGAGCGGCGCUGGUAUGAGGAAGAGGAGCCCCAGUGGCGCUGUGGCCCUGUGCACUACAGCCCCGGGGCGGGCACCCACCGUGCAGCGGGCCGGGUGGCCCAGGGCCAGCCGGGCGCACACCUGCCAGGCUCUGAGGACUGGAGCCAUUGAGGCCUCCCCUAUAGGCCCCUGGCAUAGGACCAGGAGGCCCGCAGCUUGGGGCACCGCCGGCCCCAGGACCUCACUCCGUAGUGCCGCCUCCUUUGGAAUCUAGCUGUCUACCUCCUCUCUGGCACGUUCACGGGUGGUUCAGAGAAGCAAUGGUCCACCCUUCCUGGAGCAGCCUGCCUAGCUGAUGCCUGGAAGAGCGGUGUCUGCUUCUCCAUCAGUGAGUCGGCUGCACCCAGUGCUCCCUAUCCAUCCUCCCGGGUCCUGAGCCCAGGCCUCCGGUCUGAGUGAAGAGAGAACUGAGUCGAGACCCCCCAGAAGGUCCACACACAGCGGUGCUCGUGCAGGGCCAGCGACAGGCCUGAGUGUGGGCUCCAGCCGUGCUGGGAGCCAGGCCAGGGCUCGCCCAGGGGAAAGGGUGCCUUUCAUUUGAACAAAGGUGUGUCUGCCUGGUAAAGGCAUAUUUUUAUGCCUCACUGUUAUUCUGAUCUGCAGAGGUCCACCAGAGGUGGCCAAGUCUCUCUUGUUGCUGAGGAUGACUGGUGCCUAUUACCUCGUUACACAUUACCUCACGAUUUAGUGGCUUAAACAAUAACUUACCUCACGUG
Molecule: messenger RNA, 1346 nt
Organism: Manis pentadactyla (Chinese pangolin)
Lineage: Eukaryota; Metazoa; Chordata; Mammalia; Pholidota; Manidae
Gene: NME6
Product: NME/NM23 nucleoside diphosphate kinase 6
Exons: 6
Coding region: 145-741 (198 amino acids)
Biological process (GO): UTP biosynthetic process; GTP biosynthetic process; CTP biosynthetic process
Molecular function (GO): nucleoside diphosphate kinase activity
Source: RefSeq, a predicted model, not a curated record